AUCUCACUAUCUACCAAGAUGUUUGUCCAAAUUUUGGCUACAUGGAUGUUAUUCGCAUCGUCGUUGGCGAUGCCACCACCGCUAUCUACGACACCGUUACCAACCACAACACCAUAUGAAAGUACCACGACGGCUUCAUGUAUAUGUGGCGAUGGAACACAGUUGUUUCCAGGACAGAAACAUUACGUAACAGAUUGUGAAAUAUGUGAAUGUCAUGAAGAGUAUGGACCGUCUACACUCAUUAUAGAUUGUUUCUUCUUUGAAUGUGUUGAUUCAGUUAGUACACCUAAUGAUCAAAUAUGUUGCCCAACCUGUCCUAAUGGUCCGAACUGUUUUGUCAACCACCCACACGGGAAUAUGACUAUUAUUCCUGCCGGAGAAACAGUUGACUUUGGUAAUUACCAAUGUGAGUGUGAGCCUCCCGGAUCGUCUAAUUAUAACUAUGGUCAACCGACAGCUGCAUGUAUAUUCAUCCUACCAACAACACCAACACCACCACCAGAGUGUAUCUGUAGUGACGGAAAGAACAUAUCCAUAGGAGACACACAUUAUCCUACCGAUUGUGAAAUAUGUGAAUGUAACGAACACGAUGGUCUGUUAACAUAUCACAUGGACUGUGCAAUGCCCGCUUGUGUUCAACCGUAUUCUGUGGAGGGAGAUGGGAAAUGCUGUCCAUCCUGCCCUGACGGUCCAAACUGUGAGGCUGUAUACGGUCCAGAUCCUGAAGACAGGGAGAUUAUUCCUGCUGGUGAGCUGUUUUACUUUGGUAAUUAUGUCUGCAGCUGUGAAGAUUCCGGUAAUAAUUUCUAUACUGGUGAAUUUCCUAGAGCAGUUUGUACUGAAGAGUCGAUGACACCUUACCCAACGACGACGCCUUACCCAACGACGCCUAAACCGAUAUGUAUUUGCAGUGACGGAGUGGAAAUAUCCCCAGGAGAGACGCAUUAUGUAACAGAUUGUGAAAUAUGUGCAUGCGAUGCACAGUAUGGAGUAUCCACCAUUAUUGGUGAUUGUUUCUUCUUUGAAUGUGUUGAUUCAGUAGACGUACCAAAUGAUGGCAACUGUUGCCCAACCUGUCCUAAUGGUCCUAACUGUGAAGCUGUCCUAAAUGGAGUUACACAUAUUAUUCCUGAUAAUGGUACAAUUAAUAUUGGUGAUAUUCCCUGCUCGUGUCUUCCUAUGGACUAUUCUUCGUUUGGUGGUGCCAGAAAAGCUGACUGUUUGGUGCCUCUAAUUACAGCUCCCCCGAUACCAACAUCACCAACUGGUUAAGAACCAAUAAUAGGCUAGAUAAGUCAUGAGCGGUGGAUAAUUUAAAGAUAGUCUACACCACCGUAUAUAUCAUCAACUAAUAGUAUUAAAUAUACCAACCCUUAUACAUGAUAUACGUAUAUACCAUCAAUAAUAGUAUUAAAUACACUGCUUGCAAUCAGA
Patella vulgata (common limpet) is the source of this 1434-nucleotide messenger RNA. RefSeq names its product kielin/chordin-like protein. Gene Ontology annotation, cellular component: AMPA glutamate receptor complex. The transcript has 4 exons. Gene Ontology annotation, molecular function: protein binding. Lineage: Eukaryota; Metazoa; Mollusca; Gastropoda; Patellidae. The coding region runs from base 19 to 1272 and encodes 417 amino acids. The record is from RefSeq and is a predicted model, not a curated record. Gene Ontology annotation, biological process: negative regulation of BMP signaling pathway.